Cynoglossus semilaevis (tongue sole) is the source of this 988-nucleotide messenger RNA. It is a transcript of the gene rps2, whose product is annotated as ribosomal protein S2. Gene Ontology annotation, biological process: translation. Gene Ontology annotation, molecular function: structural constituent of ribosome; RNA binding. The record is from RefSeq and is a predicted model, not a curated record. NCBI's taxonomy places the organism in Eukaryota, Metazoa, Chordata, Actinopteri, Pleuronectiformes, Cynoglossidae. The transcript is spliced from 7 exons. Gene Ontology annotation, cellular component: cytosolic small ribosomal subunit; ribosome. Bases 104 to 943 code for a protein of 279 amino acids.
CACUAGAGGGCAGAAGUUAUUGAAAGAAAUCUCGCGAUAACGCUUCCCAAUAAAUUCAAACGGAACUUGGAGUUCGGCCUUCUUCCUGUUAAACGAUCACCAAAUGGCGGACGACGCCGGUGGUAGAGGAGGUUUUCGCGGAGGUUUCGGCGCUGGUGGCCGUGGUGGUCGCGGCCGUGGACGCGGCAGAGGCCGUGGCAGGGGCCGCGGUGCUCGUGGCGGCAAGUCCGAGGAUAAGGAAUGGGUGCCGGUCACCAAACUGGGCCGCCUGGUUAAGGACAUGAAGAUCAAGUCACUGGAGGAGAUCUACCUGUAUUCUCUGCCCAUUAAGGAGUCUGAGAUCAUUGAUUUCUUCCUGGGUUCCAGUCUGAAAGAUGAGGUACUCAAGAUCAUGCCUGUUCAGAAGCAGACAAGGGCCGGUCAGCGCACCAGGUUCAAGGCUUUUGUUGCCAUUGGUGACUACAACGGUCACGUGGGUCUGGGAGUGAAGUGCUCCAAAGAGGUGGCCACUGCCAUUCGUGGAGCCAUCAUCCUGGCCAAACUCUCAAUUGUCCCUGUCAGGAGGGGUUAUUGGGGUAAUAAGAUUGGCAAGCCCCACACCGUACCCUGCAAGGUGACGGGUCGUUGUGGCUCUGUCCUGGUGCGUCUGAUCCCUGCCCCUCGUGGUACUGGAAUCGUGUCGGCUCCUGUGCCCAAGAAGCUGCUCAUGAUGGCUGGUAUCGACGACUGUUACACCUCUGCUAGGGGCUGCACUGCCACCCUCGGCAACUUUGCUAAGGCCACUUUUGAUGCCAUCUCCAAGACUUACAGCUACCUGACCCCAGAUCUCUGGAAGGAGACCGUCUUCACCAAGUCUCCUUACCAGGAGUUCACUGACCAUCUGGCCAAGACUCACACCAGAGUGUCUGUGCAGAGACAGAAUGUCCAGGCUCCCGCCUCCUAAACUUUUUGUACAAAGAAUUGUUGAAUAAACAUUCUGAAACAACAA